AUGACGCUGCACCUGGUCGCUGACAGAGACGGCGCGUUCUUCGACGAGGCCGCGAGCCAGAACGCGACUGCACUCGCGCUGGGCUUCGAGACCCCCGCCGAGGCUCGGGCGAGUGUCGAGGCAACGGCCACAUUCGACGCCGUGCUGCGGAGGGUCGUAAAGUGGAAACGGGGCGUCGAGGACCGUCGAGGCAACCCCAAGAGGGUCGCCAAGGCCGUCAGGUCAGGUCAGAAGCUCGAGGACGGGCCCGCCCGGGAGUUCCUCCGCGGCAUCGUGGCGCCAGAGAGGUCGGAGGCGUCUGAAGGUAUUUCGAAGUGGGAGAAGCUCGGGCGCGACCUGCGCCCGGACAUCUUCACGGAGAAGGUCAUGCCCCUCUUCGAGUUCUUCGAAGAGGAGAUGGGCACCCUGACUGGCUACAUUGCCAAGCUCAGCCCGGACCUCGCCAGGAAGCACAUGCACGUUGCGCCCUUUGACCCGUUGCUCGAACUGCCCCUCAAAGGUCAGUCGGCGUUGCGGAUCCCCACUGGCUGCGUCGUCUGGACGCACGCGUUGCUGUACAAGGCCUUCAGCGAGGAGUCCGAGGGCGGAACAGUGCCCCUCGGCGCCGAACUGAAGACCCGGGUCAAGCAUCACCUGGAGAGCUUCCAGGUGAUGCACGGGUACGCCCACGACCUCAUCCACGGGGAGGGGGGCAUGCAGCCGCCAUCCGCGCUCUGCCGCGUCCAGGACCCCCUGCGCGAGUGCCGAACAUGA
This is a messenger RNA of Pedinophyceae sp. YPF-701, 753 nucleotides long. Lineage: Eukaryota; Viridiplantae; Chlorophyta; Pedinophyceae. The record is from the annotation of a GenBank genome assembly.